Molecule: messenger RNA, 1198 nt
Organism: Lates calcarifer (barramundi perch)
Lineage: Eukaryota; Metazoa; Chordata; Actinopteri; Centropomidae
Product: olfactory receptor 11A1-like
Exons: 1
Coding region: 272-1198 (308 amino acids)
Biological process (GO): G protein-coupled receptor signaling pathway
Cellular component (GO): membrane
Molecular function (GO): olfactory receptor activity; G protein-coupled receptor activity
Source: RefSeq, a predicted model, not a curated record
AGGUUCAACCCCAUCAGACAGCAGUAUCAGUCAGUGUGUCCCUGAUGAUGAGGUCAGACUGCUGUGGUGGAAAGGAUAAAAGAAGCAGAAGCAGAGAUUCAGUUCAGUUGGGAGGGACUCAGAGUGUGACUACAGCAGGACAGCAGACGGAUGUUAGGAUUCACACAAUGUCAUAAACUCUUCUGUCAUUUGACACCUAAUCAUUAUACUGACUCUCAGUACUAGGAUGGUAAGUUAAGGUAAUUGUACACAUUUGCAUCAAAGGAGGAUCAUGAACAACUCUACAUAUGUUUCAUAUUUCAUGCUCUCUGCCUACUUUGACACUGGGCUCUUUAAAUACUUGUUUUUCAUGAUCAUCAUGUCUUUAUAUAUUCUGAUUAUUUGUGCCAAUGUUUCUCUGAUUGUGAUUAUCUGUAUGAACAGAAGUUUACAUGAACCUAUGUACCUGUUUCUGUGCAGCCUGUUUGUAAAUGAACUGUAUGGUAGUACAGGGUUGUUUCCAUUCCUUCUGCUUCAGAUCCUCUCUGACGUUCACACGGUUUCUGUUCCCUUUUGUUUCCUGCAGAUUUUCUGUUUGUAUACAUAUGCAAAUGUACAAUUUUGUAAUUUAGCCAUCAUGUCCUAUGACAGAUACCUUGCUAUCUGUUACCCUCUACAAUAUAAUACAGGUAUGACCUUGAAGAAAGUUGCCACACUUAUUGCUUUAACAUGGUUAUUCCCAUUUGUUGAAGUUGCUGUCAUGAUAUGUCUGACUGCCUCUUUGCAGCUGUGUGGGAACAUUAUUAACAAAGUGUACUGUGAUAACUACUUUAUUGUCAACCUGGCCUGCUCUGAUACAACAGUUAACAACAUCUAUGGACUUGUUUACAUGUUUACCAUAGUAGCUGGUCUUGUAACUUUAAUCUUUUACACUUACAUGAGGAUUCUUAAAGUUUGUUUUUCUGGUUCUAAACAGACCAGACAAAAAGCUUUCAGUACCUGCACACCUCACCUUGCUUCUCUGCUCAACUUCUCUUUUGGCUGUUUCUUUGAGGUUUUACAGAGCAGGUUUAAUAUGAGCAGUGUACCCAACAUGUUACGAAUACUUUUAUCAUUAUAUUUUCUUACAUGCCCGCCUCUCUUAAAUGCAGUACUGUAUGGACUGAAUUUGUCUAAAAUCCGUGUCAUAUGUAAAAAUCUGUUGUUUGCUGAAAUGUAG